Molecule: messenger RNA, 999 nt
Organism: Tetrahymena thermophila SB210
Lineage: Eukaryota; Ciliophora; Oligohymenophorea; Hymenostomatida; Tetrahymenidae
Product: transmembrane protein, putative
Exons: 9
Source: RefSeq, a predicted model, not a curated record
AUGAAUAAUCAAGUUAAAUCAGUAGUAGCUAAUUUUAUAAAAUCUGUUUAAUAGCAACAAUCUUAGUAAAAAAUAGAUGAAAUACUUGAGAAAAACUCUCCAAAUUUCUUCAAAUCCUUAAGUCAAAAUAUUGAUUAAAGUGAAGAAGCUUUUAAAGACGAGGCUAUCUCAUCUUAGCUUUUUAAUAUUUUUCAAAAUUAAUUCAUCCUUUAGAAUUAAAUAUGGGUAGGUUUUACUUUUGAUUUAAUACUGAUUGCGUAUGAUAACAAAAAAAGAGUUUUUAUGCAGCUGUUUGUAAAGAGUUUGAUUCCAAUUUUAAUGUCGAUUUAUAUAAUAAAAUACUAUGAAGAGUUUAGUAUGAAGGAAAAGAGUUAAGAUGGUUAAAAGAUAGAUAUCAAUUUGGUGGCAGGUCUUCUAAUAAAAAUUUAUAACUUUGAGAUAGAAAAUGCUAAAAAGUUAAAUCAGGCUUAAGACUUAAACUCAUUUAAAGAAUUAACUUCAUUUCAUGAAAAAUAUUAAAAAACUUUAUAAGAAACAAGUGAAUAAUAGUAACAGCUAAAAGAAAUAUAAUAUAAUGAAAUUACAGCAAUCAAUCCUCACCAACACUUAAUUCUUUGUGAAAUUCUAAUCAGAAUAUUCUGUUAAGAUUUAAAUUACUAUUUCUCUUAUGUGAUACCAACAUACUUAAGAAUGAUUUUUGUUAUAACUGGAGUGCCUCUUAGUGUAUCUGACCUGAAGCUAGAUACCUAAAUUUAGAAUUUUAAGAUAAAUCAAGCUUAAAUAUUUAUUGUUAGAAUUACACCUCCUGCUAUAUAAGACAUUAUUUCAUCUGUUUACAAUAUACUAAUCAGUCAUAAAAAUUUAAGUAAGUAAGCAAAUUAGUGCUUGGAUCUGCUUUUAUAAAAAACUAGCAACGAAUCUUAAUUCAAACUAGCAGAUAUGUGCCAAGCAGUAAUUGAACUAACAAGAGACGAAUAUGAUGAUAUAUACGAUAUCUGA